Molecule: messenger RNA, 1380 nt
Organism: Neoarthrinium moseri
Lineage: Eukaryota; Fungi; Ascomycota; Sordariomycetes; Amphisphaeriales; Apiosporaceae
Exons: 2
Coding region: 1-1380 (459 amino acids)
Biological process (GO): DNA-templated transcription; regulation of transcription by RNA polymerase II; nucleotide-excision repair
Cellular component (GO): transcription factor TFIIH core complex; transcription factor TFIIH holo complex
Molecular function (GO): zinc ion binding
Source: RefSeq, a predicted model, not a curated record
AUGGCCGACUCGGACGGCGAGUACCAAGCCAACGAUGGCUCCGACGACGAGUUCGGCGACCAUCAGGUCGCCCCCUCGAAUCGCACACGCGGACAGGCCGGCGCGCCGUCCAAGGGUCAGCGCAGGGCCGCGUGGGAGGAUGUCACACGAACGUGGGAGGUUCUCGAGGAGAACGAGGAUGGCACCAUCAAGCGCAUCGAGACGGCCGAGGCCAAGAAGCGCGCCCGCCUGAUGAAGGACACGACGCCGCUGCAGCGUGGCAUCAUCCGGCAUCUGGUGCUCGUGCUGGACAUGUCGUUCGCCAUGGCCGAGAAGGACCUGCUGCCGAACCGCCACGAGCUGACCAUGGCCUACACGCGGGAGUUCGUCAGGGAGUACUUUGAGCAGAACCCCAUAUCACAGCUGGGCAUCAUAGGCAUGCGCGACGGCGUGGCCGUCAGGAUAAGCGACAUGAGCGGCAACCCGGCCGACCACCUGGAGAUGCUGACAGACUGGGUCAAAAAGGAGCCGCAGGGGAACCCGAGUCUGCAGAAUGCGCUGGAGAUGUGCAGAGGUGCGCUAUUUCACGCACCAUCACACGGGACCAGGGAGGUCCUCAUAGUCUAUGGCGCACUGAUGUCGAGCGACCCGGGCGACAUCCACGAGACCAUCAGCGCCGUCAUUAAGGACAGGAUACGGGUGUCCGUCGUGGGGAUAUCGGCACAGGUGGCCAUCUGCGCCGAGCUCUGCGCGAAGACGAACGGGGGAGACGGGUCGAGCUACAGCAUAGCGCUACACGAGCAGCACCUGCGCGAUCUACUACUGGACGUCACGACGCCGCCGGCCACCCGGGUGACGGAGCAGAACAACGCCAGCCUGCUGAUGAUGGGCUUCCCGUCCCGCACCAUGGCCACCGGCGACACCAUCAACUACUGCGCCUGCCACAACCGGCCGACGCGCGAGGGCUACGAGUGCACCCGCUGCGGGUCGCGCGUCUGCCGCCUGCCGGCCGAGUGCCCCGGCUGCAGCCUGACGCUGAUCCUGUCCACGCACCUGGCCCGGUCGUACCACCACCUGUUCCCGCUGCGCAACUGGGUCGACGUGCCGUGGUCCGACGCCGGCCGGUCGACGGCCUGCUACGCCUGCCUGACGCCGUUCCCGGUGUACAGCCGGCAGCUCGCCGAGCACGCUCCCGUUGGGCUGAGCGAGUCGGCGCGCUACGCCUGCGAGGUGUGCGGCAACCACUUCUGCAUCGACUGCGACCUGUUCGCCCACGAGGUCCUGCACAACUGCCCCGGCUGCCAGAGCGACACGAGGGGCGUCCCGGAUGGCGAGGCUGACGUCGACGGCACGGUCCUGCAGAUCAAUGGCAGUGCCAGUGCCAUGGAAAUCGAUUCAUGA